Messenger RNA from Athene cunicularia (burrowing owl), 1243 nucleotides. It is a transcript of the gene MCAT, whose product is annotated as malonyl-CoA-acyl carrier protein transacylase. The annotation marks the transcript as partial. Lineage: Eukaryota; Metazoa; Chordata; Aves; Strigiformes; Strigidae. Gene Ontology annotation, molecular function: transferase activity. The record is from RefSeq and is a predicted model, not a curated record. The transcript has 2 exons.
GGGCUGCCGCGCCGGGGCCCCGCUCACCGCCCGUCUCCGUCUCCCCCAGCGCUGUACGCGGUGAAGGUGCGCGCCGAGGCCAUGCAGGCGGCGGCGGAGGCGGUUCCCAGCGGGAUGCUCUCGGUCAUCGGCCGCCCGGAGACCAAUUACAGAUUUGCCUGCUUGGAAGCCCGUCAGCACUGUGAAUCACUGGGCAUAGAGAAACCCGUGUGUGAGAUCUCAAACUACUUGUUUCCAGACAGCAGAGUCAUUGCAGGACACUUACAGGCUUUGAAGUUUUUGCAGGAGAAUGCCCAAAAAUAUUCCUUCAUACGUACAAAAAUGCUCCCGGUCAGCGGAGCGUUUCACACCAGACUGAUGGAGCCAGCGGUGGAGCCGUUGGCUGAAGUCCUGAAAUCGAUUGAGAUUCAGAAGCCGCUGGUGUGUGUCUACUCCAACGUCAGCGGGAAGAAGUACAUGCACGGGGAGCACGUGCGGCAGCUGCUGGCGAGGCAGGUGGUGUCCCCCGUGAUGUGGGAGCAGACCAUGCACGCUGUGUACCAGAGGAGACAGGGAACAGAAUUUCCUUGCACGUACGAAGUGGGGCCCGGGAGGCACCUGGGAGUCAUCCUCAAAAAAUGUAAUUUGAAGGCCUGGAAACAGUAUAACCACAUAGAUGCGCUGGAGGAUGAGGAAGCAGCAGAGACCUAAGUAGCCUUUUGAGGGAAAAUCCACGCAACAUGUUUUUUCUGCCCGAUUUAAAAAUAACUUUGUGCUCCCGGAAGAGGAAGUCUUUUACCUUCACGGCUUCUCGUGAUGAAGAGCCCCGUGUACGUCAGCGCCGCCAGCAUUUUCCCUCCCCGUGUGCCUCACGCGGGAAGGGGAGAGCAAUGCCCGGCUCGUCUGCGCCGGGGCUGCCACUGAGCACACCCCAUAGCCGCCUGUUCGGCCUCAACCCUGUGAGCAACUUCCCCUCUCUUUGAUUUUCUCCUUUUCUUAAACCCGGGGGCGGGGCCGCGGAUGCAGGUUAAAGCGCUGGCGCGGGCCCCUCGGGGCGGGGGGCUGGUGGCUGCAGGGGGCGGUGGGAGCCAGGGGCCUUUGGAGCCCUCGGGGCACUGGUGGGUCCUUCGUGACACGGACUCAUGGGACAUUCAUCUCUCAAUUGACUUUGUGUCCCUGUUGCCAGGCAGCAGCCGGCCAAUGUAGAUGAUGUUGCUUGGAACGUGAUUUUCUUAAGGUUAAACUAAAUAAACUAUGAAGCUUU